Messenger RNA from Macadamia integrifolia, 2603 nucleotides. RefSeq names its product sucrose nonfermenting 4-like protein. The record is from RefSeq and is a predicted model, not a curated record. The coding region runs from base 843 to 2309 and encodes 488 amino acids. Lineage: Eukaryota; Viridiplantae; Streptophyta; Magnoliopsida; Proteales; Proteaceae. The transcript is spliced from 13 exons.
UGAUUUCCAUGAAUUUCUGAAUCAUUUUCUCUUUCUCCUUCCCUUCCCCCUUUCCAGCAUAAGCUACAGGGUUAGGGUUCUUCUUCUUCAGUUCUUCGUCUUCUCUUUCAUUUAUUUCGUGUUUUAAAAUAUAUACAGAGAGAGAGAGAGAGAGAGAGAGAGAGAGAGAGAGAGAGAAUCACAUAGAAAAAUCCGAACAGAAAAAGCUUAUCUGAUUUCAGAAAUGGUAAACAAAUUUUUAUUUUUCAAUUUUUGUAUAAUUUAACUCUUUAGCUAAAAAUCCUUCCAUUUUGGGGAGCAAAGGAGAGAUUUAUGCACCGUUGUUGGUGGAUUGGGGAUUUUCUGUUAUAAAAUGUAAUUGGUGUUGUGUUUGGUUGAAUUCCUGUAUGAAGAAGAAGAGAGGGAAUUAGGGUUAGCGGAAUAUCGGAUUUAGAUUGUUGGUUGUGUUUUCUUCAAGUUUGAAUUGUGGAAAAUUGUUGUUCUUCCUAUGGUGUAUCAGAUGCUUCAUGUGAGAGUUGUUUGGAUCUGCUAGAAGGGAAUGUGUGAUUACCGAGGGAUCCUCUGCUUCGUCGUAGAGGAUCCCUGUUUGAACUUUUUUUUGUUCUUCUAAAAAUUUGUUCUUUCUUUACCUCGAGUGUCAUCGACAAUGAGAUUGGAAGUGUCUUGUUGUGUGAUGGGCGGGGAAGGUGGUUCUGGUUUCUGAAGUUCAGUGAAGUGAAGCUUGGAAGCUUGCGUAAAUUCAGUUGUGUAGUGUGGUUCUUCUUUAUUUGAGGGAACAGAAGCGUGAGACUGUAUAGUAUACUCUCCCUCUCUCUCUUGAUCUUCUCGAAAGAUUGGAGCCAAUGUACGCUUCGGGUAUAGAUUCACUACCAGAAACUAGUGAAGUUGCAGGUACAGUGGCAAUCCCUACACGUUUCGUGUGGCCUUAUGGGGGAACCAGGGUCUUCAUCAGCGGUUCUUUCACAAGGUGGUCAGAACAUGUGCUAAUGUCUCCAAUGGAGGGUUGUCCCACCGUAUUUCAGGCUAUAUGCAGCUUGACACCAGGAUAUCACCAGUACAAAUUUGUUGUUGAUGGUGAAUGGCGGCAUGAUGAGAACCAACCUUUUGUGACAGGGAACUAUGGGACAGUUAACACUGUUCUGUUAACCAGGGAACCUGAUCCAAAUACAGCAAUCUUGUUCCCAGAGACACCUGGCUCCAGGUCCAACAUGGAUGUGGAUAAUGAUACCUUUUACCGUGUGGUCACAUUAUCAGAUGGUACUGUGCAGAAGGCAGUGCCAAGGUUUUCAGAAACUGAUCUGGAGGUCUCUCGCCAUCGUAUUUCUGCAUUCUUAUCCACACAUGAAGCUUUUGAGUUGCUUCCUGAGUCAGGCAAGAUCAUUACCUUGGAUGUCGAUGUACCUGUUAAGCAAGCAUUCCACAUUCUCUACGAGCAGGGGAUUCCCAUGGCUCCUCUUUGGGAUUUCUGCAAGGGGCAAGUUAUUGGAGUUCUUACUCCACUGGACUUCAUCUUAAUCUUGAGAGAGCUUGGGAAGCGUGGGUCAAAUCUUACGGAGGAAGAGCUUGAAACACACACUAUCUCUGCUUGGAAGGAGGUAAAGCUACAUCUUAACCAGCAUGUUGAUGGAAAUGGCCGAGGUCUAAGACAUCUGGUCCAUGCUGGACCCUUUGAUUCUUUGAAAGAUGUUGCCUUAAAAAUUUUGCAAAACAAGCUGUCCACCAUUCCUAUUACCCAUCGGGGCUCAUACCCAGAGCUACUGCAUCUUGCUUCUCUGUCAGGAAUACUAAAAUGCAUUUGCAGGCAUUUUAGACACUCUUCUACCUCUUUGCCUAUCCUGCAACAACCAAUUUGCUCAAUUCCUUUGGGUACAUGGGUUCCAAGAGUUGGGGAAUUAAAUGGACGGCCAUUAGCAAUGCUGAGACCAAACGCUUCUCUUAAUUCUGCACUCUCACUAUUAGUUCAAGCUGAAGUUAGUUCAAUACCAAUAGUUGAUGAGAAUGACUCAUUACUGGAUAUAUAUUCUCGAAGUGAUAUCACUGCUUUGGCAAAAGAUAGAGCUUAUGCACAGAUUCAUCUUGAUGAAAUGAGCAUACAUCAGGCGUUGCAACUGGGACAAGAUGCAAGCUCUCCUUACACAUUCUUCAAUGGACAGAGAUGCCAGAUGUGCCUUCGAUCUGAUCCUCUACAUAAAGUGAUGGAGCGGUUAUCAAAUCCAGGGGUGAGGCGACUUGUCAUUGUGGAGGCUGGCAGCAAACGCGUGGAAGGUAUUAUUUCGUUGAGCGAUGUGUUCAGGCUCUUGCUUGGUUAACUAGAAGCCAAUCUCGAAUUUCUUAUGCAAAAGGGUGUUGCAUGAUGGUCUCUUUGAAUCCCCUUCCAAUUCUGGUGAAUCUUUCCACCUGCUCUGGCCCCUGCUGCCCUUGUGAAUGACCUAAUUUAUUCUAUGGGUCUUUGUUUGGUAGGGCCUCAUGUUUCUGAGCAUGGUCUGCUUAGGCUACAAGGCUAAAGAGAGAGAGAUCUGUAAAUUGAGGGUUUGAUUUUUUUAGCCCCUUAUUCAUUAUUAACAUUGCCUUUCUAAUUAUUAUGAACUAAAUUGUGCUGCUGA